UCGAUGGUUCUGCCUUCUGUAUUUGCACCACCAAAUGUUGGAGAGAACACACAGAUUCCUGUUAAGCAGAGCCCACCUCUAUCUGAUAGUCCCUGGAGAUCAAGCUCGUCUGAGUUGCUUGCUUUCUCAACGUCUCUUAAAUCUAAAAUUUCAACUGCUUCAGCCAGGUACAAGGAAUCAAUAUCAAAAGGUACACGUGAUUUUAAGGAAAAAUUGAUAGCAAGCAAUGACUCUGUCAAGGAACUAAGUAAAGGAGUUCAACGCGAGAUGAGCACAGGCAUUGCUGGAAUUUCCAGGAUGAUUGGUCGCCUGGAUUUUACCUCAAAACAAGCUAAAGUUUUUGUUCCCUUAUCCAGUGAUGCUCCUGGAACUUCAAACUCUCCAGUUGAAGGAGAAGACAACACAAACGUUCAUGCUAUUAACCAAAAUACCAGGGAAACUAAAGAUCACAUGAAAUCAGUUCCCUCCUCUAUUACUCAUCAACAGCUUCCCAGGAUGCAUAGAAGUUUUUCUUGCAGAGGUUCGCAAAAUUCACUCCUUAUUUCUUUAUAGAUACUGACGAUUGACAAGUCUCCACUAUGUAGAGAAGACUGAACUGCACAAUAGAUGAAUGUAUAGCUUAUUUUUCUUCUUUAAAAUUGCCCCGUGAUCCAAUCCAAGUUACUAAACUUUAACAUGCCAAAAGCUUCUCUAUUUUCCAUGGGUAUAAUGUUUCUUGUCUCGUAAGUUUGUAGGUUGUCUUCCUUGCCAAAAUUUCUUGCUGUCUUAAUUCUUGUGUACAUUAAUCUUAUGCAAUGAGUUCACAUUGUUGCAAAAAAGAAAUCAUCUUUCCUCUUAGUUGUUUCCUACGAGUGUGUUUUUCGUGCAUUUUCAUCAUGGUCUGAUUUUAGCUCAAUUCUUCAUACUCGAAUAUAACCUCUUAGAUUGCUUCUUUUGAAAUUUGCUUCCAGCAAAAUGAACAUUUUCUCUAUUGCAGCAUUUGCUGAAAGUACUAUUCUGAAAAUCAUGGAACAUUCUGGGAUCACGGUAAUGGAAGGUGAUCAAUAUACUAGGUUAUUAUCAGUAAAAUAGUUUUACGCGUCAAUAUAUGAAUUGACAAUGAAAAUUGUGCCCUGAAGAAUUUUAACUGUAUCA
Messenger RNA from Olea europaea var. sylvestris, 1134 nucleotides. RefSeq names its product E3 ubiquitin-protein ligase RHF1A-like. Lineage: Eukaryota; Viridiplantae; Streptophyta; Magnoliopsida; Lamiales; Oleaceae. The transcript is spliced from 3 exons. The coding region runs from base 4 to 552 and encodes 182 amino acids. The record is from RefSeq and is a predicted model, not a curated record.